AUGGGGUUGACCCGAGAUAAGCGGACUAACCAGAAUACAGAGCUCAGUGAAUGUCAUGGUUCUAACUCUGAACUGGUAACUCAUGAUAUUUCCAAAAGAGAGCAAAGGAGAAGAAUUACACCAAUGACAACUAAACAUGGAGAAAACUGGUUAUUUAACCAAGAAGUUCCUUUGGAAGUUCCUUCGGAAGUUCCUUUGGAAGUUCCUUUGAAAGGAAGUUACUGUGGCCCAUGUUCUGAAAACUGGAUAUGUUAUAGAAAUAACUGCUACAAAUUUUUUAAUGAGAGCAAAAACUGGCGUGACAGUCAAACUUCUUGUAAGACUCAAAAUUCCACCCUCCUGAAGAUAUACAGCAAAGAGGAUCAGGACUUUUUGAACUUGGUGAAGUCAUAUCAUUGGAUGGGACUAACACAAAUUCCAUCAAACGGAUCCUGGCAGUGGGAAGAUGGUUCCAUUCUCUCCUCCAACCAACUAUCCAUAAUUGAAAUGCAGAAUGGAAGCUGUGCAGUUUAUGGCUCAAAUUUUAAAGGUUAUACAGAUGAUUGUUCACAUCAAAAUACCUACAUUUGUAUGCAGAGGGUGGUGUAA
Talpa occidentalis (Iberian mole) is the source of this 588-nucleotide messenger RNA. RefSeq names its product killer cell lectin like receptor K1 (gene KLRK1). The transcript has 6 exons. NCBI's taxonomy places the organism in Eukaryota, Metazoa, Chordata, Mammalia, Eulipotyphla, Talpidae. Gene Ontology annotation, biological process: positive regulation of natural killer cell mediated cytotoxicity. The record is from RefSeq and is a predicted model, not a curated record. Bases 1 to 588 code for a protein of 195 amino acids. Gene Ontology annotation, cellular component: external side of plasma membrane. Gene Ontology annotation, molecular function: signaling receptor activity.